AUGCCGAUUUCCGCUGUGCUCGCAGACCAAGCCAAGGUCCUUCGCCAGCGGUUUGCCCCAGUGUUCCAAGACGGCCUGGAUCGUUGCACAUACACUCAAGUCGUGCUACACAUGUCUCCUGGAAGUCAACCAGUCUUCCGUCCAAAGCGACCAGUCCCGCAUGCAGCUCUACCACUUGUCGAGGCUGAUCUGAAGCAUCCAGAGGAACAGGGAGUUCUAGUUCCUGUAUCCUACCCCGCCUGGGUCGUUCCAGUCGUUUUGGUUAAGAAGCCUAAUGGCUCGAUCCGCAUUUGUGCUGACUUCUCCAUCGGUCUCAACGCCGCUCUGACGCCGAAAUGCUAUCCAUUACCGGUUCCGGCUGAUCUUUUCGCCCUGCUGAACGGUGGCACGUGCUUUGCCAAGUUGGAUCUCGCUGAUGCGUAUUUGCAGAUCGAGAUCGCCCCAGAGUCGCGCAAAUUUCUGACCAUCAACAUUCACCGCGGUCUGUUCCAAUAUAUCAGACUACCUUUUGGUGUCAAGAUCGCCCCGGCCCUAUUCCAACAAACGAUAAACGCAAUGUUUUCCGGCAUCCCUGGCACAGUUGGGUACCUGAACGACAUCAUCGUGGGUCGCUCUCAUGCCGAGCUGCAAGACCGGAUGUGCGCAGUACUCGAACGCGUGCAAAAAUAUGGCUUUCGCCUACGGGUCGACAAGUGCCAAUUCUUCUUCGACUUCAUCAAGUCCCUCGGAUUCUUUUUUGACGUUACCGGUCGCCAUCCAGAUCCUGAAAACAUUCGGGCCAUCCAACGGAUGCUGCACCCAAGAAUGUAUCGCAACUUCGUUCGUUUCAUACUAAUGCGCCUUCCUACAAUCGCUGCAUGA
Messenger RNA from Spirometra erinaceieuropaei, 861 nucleotides. Lineage: Eukaryota; Metazoa; Platyhelminthes; Cestoda; Diphyllobothriidea; Diphyllobothriidae. The record is from the annotation of a GenBank genome assembly.